AAAAUUUCCGGAAGAAAGAAGCGGAGGCAUAGAGUUUCUCAAUGAAGCCGCGUUGCACGGGAACAAAACCCGCAUUACCACCGUCCCCUUGGCGGAAGCAACACCAAAGAUGCAGUUCCCUAGCGCCACGUCAUCUAUUCCUUUACAAUCUACGAAAAACCCACCCUUAUUUCUAUGUUCUAAAAUCCAACUUUCAAUUCAUUUCCUCUUCUGAUAUUUUUUGUUCUCAAAAAAUCAGGGAUCAACCUAAAUCCUCUCAAUCGUCAUUCCUUUUGUUCGAAAUUUGUUGAGAAAAAAAAAAGCGAAUUUCAAAAUGAAUAUCUUCAGAUUUGCAGGUGACAUGACUCAUUUAAUUAGCAUCUUAGUGCUUCUCCUCAAAAUCUACGCUACCAAAUCUUGCUCAGGUAUUUCGUUGAAGACUCAGGAGCUAUAUGCGCUGGUGUUUUUGACUCGUUACUUGGAUCUGUUCACGGAUUUUAUAUCUGUGUACAACACCAUCAUGAAGCUCGUCUUUAUUGCCAGCUCUCUCGCCAUUGUUUGGUGUAUGAGAAUGCACCGAGUCGUGAGGCGUUCCUAUGACAAGGACCUCGACACGUUUCGUUAUCAUUUUCUCAUAUUGGCAAGCUUUGUCUUGGCUCUUUUGGUCCAUGAGAAGUUCACAUUUCAGGAGAUCUUCUGGGCAUUUUCAAUCUACUUGGAGGCUCUUGCUAUUCUUCCCCAGUUAGUUUUGCUACAACGAAGUGGAAAUGUGGAUAAUUUAACUGGGCAAUAUGUCUUCUUUUUAGGGGCUUAUCGAGCUUUCUACAUUCUUAACUGGAUCUAUCGCUAUUUUACAGAGCAGCAUUUUAGUCGAUGGAUAGCUUGUGUCUCGGGCAUUGUCCAAACAGCUCUGUAUGCAGAUUUCUUCUACUAUUAUUUCAUCAGUUGGAAAAACAAUGCUAAACUGCAGCUGCCAGCUUGAGGCAGACUCGAGAGAAGGGGUUAUUUUUUUUCUGACAAAUUUGAACUUAUGGAGCAAAGGCACUGUUGUAAGCCAUUGGUUGCACUUGUUUUGAUUAAAAGUCGGCGUAUGUUGAUACUUGGAUGGAAAGAAGAGCAUACAUGAUAUAUAUAGUUGUCACCUAGAUUAGAUUAGUAAGCGAUGGUUAUAGCAGUUUGAUCAGCUUUCCUAUACCAUUAUUUUUUACUUGUAAAGAUGCUAUUGUGAUUUGUGAUUCGGGAGAGGGUAAAAAUAUGAAUGGAGCCGAGAUAAUAGUUGAGAGGUGAAGUGUGAAAUUACGAGUUCUUUUUUGUAGAUCCUUCGUUAAAUGCAUGCUACAAAUGAAAGGAUGGAUGUAUGGAAACUUCAAUUGAGACAAGCUGAUUAUUGAACUCCUUCACCC
Durio zibethinus is the source of this 1382-nucleotide messenger RNA. Its product is annotated as ER lumen protein-retaining receptor A. Gene Ontology annotation, cellular component: membrane. Gene Ontology annotation, biological process: protein retention in ER lumen. Lineage: Eukaryota; Viridiplantae; Streptophyta; Magnoliopsida; Malvales; Malvaceae. Gene Ontology annotation, molecular function: ER lumen protein retrieval receptor activity. The record is from RefSeq and is a predicted model, not a curated record.